GAGUUACUCAAUAAGCCAUCUCCUUCAGCCUCCUGGUUGGUGUGAUGUAAAGCAAUAUAUGGGUUGCAAACUUUGCCCUGGUUUUUUUACAGAAACAUUAACCAAGAGGAGAGGUAUAACUGCUCUCCUAGGAUCAGAUUUCUGUUCUCCCAACAGAAAACAGUCUGCUCUGACAAAGGAAGGCUUGAAAGGUUCCAAGAUGCUGCUCCAGUUGCUCUCUGUCCUCUGGGAGGCCUUGUCCCUGCAAGUUGUUCUGGUGUUUCUGGCAACAUUUCUACUUCUUGCUGAUUACAAGAAAAGGAUUCGCCCAAGGGAUUUCCCCCCAGGGCCCAGGCCUCUUCCCUUGCUGGGUAAUAUACCACAUUUUGGGGCAAAGGACCCACAUUUGGCAGCACGGAAGCUGGCAGAAAAAUAUGGCAAUGUCUUCAGCAUUCAGGUUGGGAAAACAUGGAUUGUGAUUGUGAAUGGAUUGCGUCUGGUGAAAGAAGCUCUUGUCCAUCAGGGUGAAAACUUCAUAGAUCGUCCAAAUCUUCCUUUUACCAAGGAAAUCGCUAGGGGAUUGGGAGUGUUGACCUCUAAUGGUCUUACCUGGAAACAACAGAGACGAUUUGCCAUAUCAACGCUCAGAAACUUUGGUUUGGGUAGAAGGACUUUAGAAGAACGAAUACAGGAGGAGAGCCGAUACCUAAAGGAAGCUAUUGAAGUUGAGAAAGGGCAGCCAUUUGACCCUCACUUUCAGAUUAAUAAUGCUGUUUCAAAUAUCAUUUGUUCUGUCACUUUUGGGGAUCGCUUUGAUAACCAUGACAGUCGUUUCCAGAAGUUUCUGCGCUUGUUUGAUGAGAUAAUGUAUCUUCAGGGAAGUAUUUGGAUUCAGCUGUACAAUGCAUUUCCCACUCUAAUGAAGCACUUGCCAGGGCCCCAUCAGACCGUUAAAAGAAACUGGGGAGAACUGAAAUCCUUUGUGGGAGAAAUCGUUGAAAAACAUGAAGAAGACCGGAACCCAUCUGAACCCAGAGACUUCAUAGAUGCGUACCUGAAUCAAAUGGCCACGGAGGAUGCUGCUUCCAGUUUUCAUAAAGACAACCUCCUACAUUCAACACUGGAUCUCUUUUUUGCUGGAACAGAAUCAACUUCCACAACCCUGCGCUGGGCCUUGCUGUACAUGGCCAUUUUCCCGGAAAUUCAAGCAAGGGUCCAAGAGGAAAUAGAUUCUGUGAUUGGCCAGUCUCGCCAGCCAGCGAUGGAUGACAGGGACAGCAUGCCCUAUACCAAUGCGGUUGUUCAUGAAGUUCAAAGAAUAAGCAGCAUUGUGCCUCUGAAUGGGCCCCGGAUGACAGCUAAGGACACGACACUGGCUGGGCUUCAUGUGCCCAAAGGAACCGUAUUGUUCGCCAACUUGACCUCGGUGCUCUUUGAUGAGGAUGAGUGGGAAACACCCAGUAUGUUUAAUCCUGGCCAUUUCCUUGAGAAUGGUCAGUUCCGGAAAAAGGAAGCAUUCCUGCCAUUCUCUGCAGGAAAGCGAGUUUGUCUUGGAGAACAAUUGGCCAGGACUGAGCUUUUUCUUUUCUUUACUGCCCUACUUCAGAAGUUCACUUUCCAGGCUCCAAAAGGCGUGACAUUAAGCUUUGACCAUCGGUCAGGUCUUACGUUAUCCCCCCAGCCAUACCGGAUAUGCGCAAUCUCUCGCUGAGGGGACUCAUUUUAUGGCACUGCUCAUUAAAAGAAGAUGGUGAAGAAUUUGGCCAGCACUGCCUCCUUAGUUUCUGUCCUUAGGGGGACAGCUCAAUAGUCAUAGCUCAAUAGUAAUGCAUGUCCAUUGUAUUUAGAAGGCCUCAAGUUCAAUCUGCAUGACUGGUGUGUGGUUCUUCUCAUAAAUGAUCUCAAGCAUGUGACUUUUAAAAUGGUCCCUGUGGCACAGCUAGAGCAAUGUCUUAUAAGUAUUGCAAUAAAAGAGCUCAGUUGGAA
Molecule: messenger RNA, 1965 nt
Organism: Podarcis raffonei (Aeolian wall lizard)
Lineage: Eukaryota; Metazoa; Chordata; Lepidosauria; Squamata; Lacertidae
Product: cytochrome P450 2J4-like
Exons: 9
Coding region: 59-1690 (543 amino acids)
Biological process (GO): xenobiotic metabolic process
Cellular component (GO): cytoplasm; intracellular membrane-bounded organelle
Molecular function (GO): iron ion binding; heme binding; oxidoreductase activity, acting on paired donors, with incorporation or reduction of molecular oxygen, reduced flavin or flavoprotein as one donor, and incorporation of one atom of oxygen
Source: RefSeq, a predicted model, not a curated record